Molecule: messenger RNA, 2769 nt
Organism: Vespula vulgaris
Lineage: Eukaryota; Metazoa; Arthropoda; Insecta; Hymenoptera; Vespidae
Product: vesicular integral-membrane protein VIP36
Exons: 7
Coding region: 457-1431 (324 amino acids)
Biological process (GO): endoplasmic reticulum to Golgi vesicle-mediated transport; endoplasmic reticulum organization; Golgi organization
Cellular component (GO): Golgi membrane; endoplasmic reticulum membrane; COPII-coated ER to Golgi transport vesicle
Molecular function (GO): D-mannose binding
Source: RefSeq, a predicted model, not a curated record
CGCUUAAAUUAAAUUUAUAAAUUGGAUGUGACAGAAGCGACGCUAGCGGCAAACAGACGUAUUAUAUUGUUUUUUAGCAAGACAAAUGCAGUAACAUCAGUAAUGAUUUUAAGAAAUUUCUCAAUGACAUUCUCAACUAAUUUAAUUUAAUUAAAUCACAAAUAAAAUAUCACGUAUAAAUUCUUGAACAUUGUUUUUUAUCAUUAAUAUUAUCAUCGAAUUUCAAAGUGAUCUGUACCGAUCAAACAGGAAUACUCCUGUAAUAACAAGGAACUGACUUGUCACUCUAUCUCUAUUUUCAUCUAUUUCUAAACUUGCAAGUUGUGUUCUUUCUGUCAGACUUAUAUUUUUUUUGUAUAUUUCCAGUAAUUUUUGCGAAUUCCUGUUGUUAUAAAAACAAUUGUUAUAAAUUAUUCAAAUAAAUACACAGUAAUAGCAAUAAUUCAAUAUAAAAGAAUGUAUUUAACUUUAUUUUACGCCUUAAUCGUGAGUAUUUUAAAAUCCGCCGGUGCAGAAUGGAAUACAAAGGAUUAUAUGAAACGAGAACAUUCUUUAAUACGGCCUUAUCAAGGUUCUGGCAUGACGAUUCCUUAUUGGGAUUUUAUGGGUAGUACAAUGGUUACAAAUAACUAUGUAAGAUUGACACCAGAUUUACAAAGUAAACAAGGAGCGAUAUGGAACUCCAUUGCAUGUUUUGUUAGAAAUUGGGAGCUUCAAAUACAUUUCAAGGUACAUGGGAAAGAAAAGGAUUUAUUUGGAGAUGGCUUUGCUAUUUGGUAUGCUAAACAACGUAUGAAACAUGGUCCUGUUUUUGGAAAUAUGGAUUAUUUUCAAGGCUUAGCAAUAAUACUGGAUACGUACAGCAAUCACAAUGGUCCUCACAAUCAUCAACAUCCUUAUGUUUCAGCUAUGGUAAAUAAUGGUUCUUUGCAUUAUGAUCAUGAUCGUGAUGGAACACAUACACAACUUGCAGGAUGCGAAGCAAAAUUCAGAAAUCUUGAUCAUGAUUCACAUAUAGCAAUAAGAUAUGAAAAAGAUACUUUAACUGUUUCCAUAGAUAUAGCAAACAAAGCAGCUUGGAAAGAAUGUUUUUCUGUAAAGGGUAUUAAAUUACCUACAGGUUAUUAUUUUGGUAUCUCUGCAACAACAGGAGAUCUAAGUGAUAACCAUGACAUUUUAUCGAUUCGUCUAUUUGAAUUAGAUUUACCGGAUGAUCCAAAAGAUUAUGAGGACAGAUCUACUAUUUUACCAUCUGCAGCUUUCUUUGAAUCCCCACGUGAACGUGUGGACGAUCCAAAACAAACUCCUUUAGGUGGUAUAAAAAUGUUCCUUUUAAUGCUUGUGGGAGUAAUAGCAAUAAUAGUUUGUAUCGUGAUAGGGAUCAUGUUAUAUCAGAAACAUCAGGAAAAUAGUCGAAAGCGCUUUUAUUGAUUUAUUCCAUGGAUGGCAAUUUACCAAACAAUUCAUUUUGGAUUCUUUUACUCAGGAUUUUUCCUGUACCAGGAAUGUUUGUAGUGUAAUAUUUAAAGUGUUCAUGAGACUGGUCGUGCUAAAAAUUGAUUUAAACACGAUUAAUAUAGUAUAAUUUCUUCUCAGAAAAAAGACUUCUAGACAAAGAAUCACAUAUAUGUCAGAACAUGACAUAAAAAAGUGAAAUAAUUCAUAUAUGUAUAUGAUAUAUAAUACUGUAAUUGUGAAUGUAUCAAGCUAUAUAGUAAUUGUGCUGGACCGGACCUAAGUACUUUUAUUAUAUGUAAAGUAUUAAGAAGUUAAUCAGUGUAUAUAUAAGUUGAAUUUAAUAAGUAAAUAUUAGAUAUAAAAUAUAAAUCGAGAAAAAAAAUAUAUACAUAUGUGUGUAUGUAUAUAUAUAUAUAUGUGUGUGUAUAUAUAUAUAUACACACAUAUAUACAUAUAUAUGUAUGUAUGUAUGUAUAUAUAUUACUCAACUGCCUGAGUAAAUAUACAUGCUCAAAUAAUAAAAAAGUAGGAUGCAAGAGAAUGUAAAUUUUUGCUUAAUAAUGUAAGCAAUUGAUUGCUUUAAUUUUUAAGAGAUUCAUUUCUUUUGAUUUAAUUAGAACAAUAAAAAAUCUUAUAAUUCUGAAUUACACAUUUGAAGAAAAUUGCACUGAUUGACUUUGAUAAUCUUUAUAUAUUACGAAAUUGUUUCAAUAUCAUUAUAAUGUUUUUAAGCGCCUGUAAGAAUUUCAUCAGAUUAAGAGUACAUUCAUUUUUGUUAUCACAGUAUACCUUAAGAAAAUGUUACAGAUAUUAUUAGAAUACAAACUUCUUUGAAACAUAUGAAAUAUUCAUAUCCUGAAUUAUACUGCAUGGUAUUUUUGUAAUUUAUAUUCUUGCAAAAUAACAAGUGAAUUGCAUUAAGAUUGUAAUACAGAAUGAAUAGUUCAGUAUGUUAUAAAUGGAUAAAUAAUGGUGUAAUCUUUUUCAUUCAAUUUUCAGUUUACAUAAAUGAUUUUUGUUAUUUUAUAUUAUCUUUCCUUUUUUUUUUAUUCGGAUUAAGCGUAAGCAAAAUAGUUGAUUAAUGUAGAUUUUAUAUUUGUACAUAAGUGAAACGAACACUAAUAAUCUAUGCGAAAUAAUUAUAGAGUAUCUUUCUCUUAUAAAAUUUUUUUUAUAUAAAAUUGAUAAAAAAGAAAAAGAAACAAAGAACCAAACCAAUUAAUUACCUUGUUAAGGAAAAAAAUGUUUAAAGAAUAAUGUAUCAUAAUCUGUUGCCAAAUGUAAAAUAAAUUUAUUAACAACUGCAGGAAA